AUGGUUUCUUCAAACAUAACUUUUUGGGAUAUUACCAAGGAUUUUAUGAAGGUUCGUAGAAGGGCCAUAGAAGGAAAGAAUAUAGGUCUUGAAUACAAUUUGAUAUUAAAAGGAUCUAGUAGAGGAAAGCUUCGGUUUACUGCCGAUUUUCAUUCCUUUUGCGAAUUGGAAUCCGAAUCUACAGCUCCUAUCUCUAAAGAUACCAUCAACAUCGAUAAUUUAUAUCUUUUGAUUACUUAUCAACAUGAGCUGAUAAAAUCAUUUUCCGCUUAUUUACAAAAUGAUGAAGUACAUUUAUUAUGGAAUCAUCGGCAAGAGUGGAAUACAGUUUACGUAAAAACCGAAACUUACUUGAGUGAAACUGUCACCAAUACUGAAACCAAAGUGCGAUUAUACAGUUUGGCCAAUAAAUUUGUCUUCGAAUACUUUAAAAUCUCUGAAUGUGAAUGGGAAAACUAA
Molecule: messenger RNA, 459 nt
Organism: Funneliformis caledonium
Lineage: Eukaryota; Fungi; Glomeromycota; Glomeromycetes; Glomerales; Glomeraceae
Source: the annotation of a GenBank genome assembly